Molecule: messenger RNA, 819 nt
Organism: Mizuhopecten yessoensis (Yesso scallop)
Lineage: Eukaryota; Metazoa; Mollusca; Bivalvia; Pectinida; Pectinidae
Exons: 6
Coding region: 94-750 (218 amino acids)
Source: RefSeq, a predicted model, not a curated record
UCUGUUCGUUUAUCAGCUGUAAGAUCCCAGCGAUAUAUAAGCGUGUUUACACAGUACACACACUAGAUAACCACAGUACUAAGGCCUGCCACGAUGAGGUUGACAGUUUUGAUUUUGGUCAUCUUUGUAUGCCACGUAUAUAGUCAUGAAUCCCGGGGUCUACAUAAAAUAUUGGCUUCAGCGACAGGCAGAAUCGUGAGGAAGGCGGGAACGUCGUCCGAGAGAGCAGCGGCAGCAGGCGGGGCAUCGGCUGCUUCAGCGGCUGUCAGCGCUGCACUUAUGGCAGUGAACCCGGUGGCCGGGGCGGCAUCAGUAUUCCUUGCUCCAUUGGUAGAUGGAGUUGUACAACUUGAGAAGCAGUUUAUGUCAUAUCUAAGCGAAAAUAUGUUGGGCAAUCAUCCAUUUCACACAGUCCUAGGACGAGGUGUUAGGAUUCAUGCUACAGGUACCACCAUAUCUAUUCAGGACGUGGCCAGUGGAAUAACAGUGGUCGGGACAGGUGCCACAGUAGACGAGGCUAUGAGUAUGGCGACACAGAAGUACGUCACCACACUGCUAGAGAUGGGCUUUAUCAGCAAGGAUGACUUACAUUUGGCACCGAUACUCACCACCACUGAAGUGCCAUGUGGAGACAACUAUCCCAAGUCGUACUGUGAGGACCAGAAACAGCAGGGCUUCUGUUCCCCUCGCAGUGCCUAUGCUACCUUCAUGUCCGACAACUGUUACGCUACUUGUAGGGGAGGAUGCUGAAGAGGUAACUAAGAAGAUUCCACAACAUUACAAUGUCAUAUACAGAAAAUACACCACUCCAAUGUUCAU